This is a messenger RNA of Pyrenophora tritici-repentis Pt-1C-BFP, 222 nucleotides long. Lineage: Eukaryota; Fungi; Ascomycota; Dothideomycetes; Pleosporales; Pleosporaceae. The record is from RefSeq and is a predicted model, not a curated record.
AUGUGGAAACUCUAUCAGAGCGCAUGGAUCGAAGUCAAAAUCAAUAUACCCGAACAAACAGUCCCCUUAUCUUCAUUCCCACCCAGCAAUCCACACCCCCACUACUUCCUCAACAUCAUGCACCUCUUCCUCGACACCAUGCACCCGCGCUCAGCCAGCGCCGGCAUCGAUACAAAAUACUCCCGGAAACGCGCAAUCACGCACUCGCACAUAUCCCAAUGA